UCGACUCCACUGCGCGGCCGCAUUCCGCCCUGACUUCCCCUCUGCCAGCGGCCUGCUGCUUUGAGAUGAGUUGAAGAUGUCGGUUUCGGGGCUGAAGGCCGAAUUGAAGUUUCUGGAGUCAAUUUUUGACCCAAACCACGAACGAUUCAGAAUAAUAGACUGGAAACCCGACGAGCUCAGUUGCCAGUUCAAUGUAACAGGAGAGAAGCUGCUGAUCAUCCAUUGCAACCUCACGGAAUCCUAUCCCUCAACGCCCCCGAUAUGGUUUGUUGACUCUGAUGAUCCCAGUCUGGCAGAAGUGUUGGAGCGUCUAGAGGAUGUGAGAAAAGGCAGCACAUUGCUUCUUCAGCAGCUGAAACGCCUCAUUUGUGACCUCUGUCGGCUUUACAACCUGCCUCAACAUCCAGAUGUGGAAAUGCUCGACCAGCCGCUACCUGCUGGCCCCAUCACCCAAGAGCGAAAGCACGGACCAUCAGAUGAGGUGACAUCUGAAGAGGAGGAGGAGGAAGAAAUGGGAGAGCAGGACAUUGACCUGGACCAAGACCUGGACCAUUACGACAUGAAAGAAGAAGAGCCAGCCGAGGGAAAGAAGUCAGAAGAUGACGGGAUAGAGAAAGAAAACCUGGCCAUCUUGGAGAAGAUUCGUAAAAACCAGAGACAGGAUCACCUGAAUGGAGCAGUCUCUGGCUCCGUGCAAGCUUCAGACCGCCUAAUGAAGGAACUCAGGGAGAUCUACAGAUCACAGAGUUACAAGACAGGUAUUUAUUCAGUCGAACUAGUCGGUGACAGCCUUUAUGAAUGGCACGUCAAGUUAAGGACGGUAGACCCAGAUAGUCCAUUACAUAGUGACUUGCAGGUCUUAAAAGAAAAGGAAGGAGUGGACUACAUUCUGCUCAAUUUCUCUUAUAAAGAUAAUUUCCCUUUUGACCCACCUUUUGUACGGGUUGUCUCACCUGUGCUCUCCGGAGGUUAUGUUCUUGGAGGAGGGGCCUUGUGCAUGGAGCUUCUCACAAAACAGGGCUGGAGCAGUGCCUAUUCCAUAGAAUCUGUGAUUAUGCAGAUAAAUGCAACCCUGGUUAAAGGAAAAGCCAGGGUGCAGUUCGGAGCCAAUAAGAACCAGUACAAUCUUGCCAGAGCACAACAGUCAUACAAAUCCCUCGUGCAGAUUCAUGAAAAGAAUGGCUGGUACACACCACCUAAAGAGGACGGAUAAGGAGCCACCGCCACUAUGCACUGGGAUCAUGUCUUUGGGUCAAAGUAUCUUGUUUUCUUUGGAAUAUUUCCCUCCUUCUGACUUACUGGGAAUAUAUCAUCUUUCUCGCGGAAACCAUCUCAUUGGCUCAUCUGACAAGUAUUCCUUCGCCCACCCCUCCCCCCACUUGCUCCGGGAAAGACUCUGUUCUGGUGUCACUUUGCUUCUCCCCUCAGUGUUUUAGUGAGGAGGAGGAGGAUGUGAGGGUAUCACUAGCCCUGUUUUCUAAAUAUGCUCAUUUGUCUUUAAAAAACAACAAAAAACAACAAAACGAAACAAAAAAAAACUUUUCUCCCUUUAAAAAUGCGGGGAAAUGCUUUUUUUUUUUCUUUAGCUGCUUUGACAAAGUGGGCUUCACAAACAGUCAGUUACCCCUCUUUAAACGGGAAUUUUAAAAAGAAGAUUGAUACUGAAGCUCUUGAAGUGGCACUUCACCGCACCUGUUUUUAUUGACUGCGAUUCCUUUUUUUUUUUUUCUCUCUUUGGAAAUUAACUGGUACACGAAUUGCAAGUUUUGUUUUAGAAAUAUUCUUUGCCUAUUGUUUUUAUUCUUUGAGCAUUCUCAACAAUAAAUGAAAUUAUUUUGUUUUUUUAUGUUUUUGGAAGGACAUCUUUUAAGUUGAAACGACCCACCCACUUUGCAUCUUUUAGCUCUUUUUUUUUUUUUUUUUUAUAAAUGUGUAAAGCGUAUUGGGCCAAGCAGAAACAAAAUACUGCGAACAAACCCACCCGUGGUCGAUAUUAAAACAGAAAGGUCUGCUCAUCAUGUGUCUCUAUAAGAGGGCUCGGAACAUUUGGACGAGAGGACGAUAAGCUUCAACGGCUCUUUGCUCCUCAGUUUGACUAUUGAUCUUUCCUUUGAGUACAGCUGUAGAGGUUGACGGCUAGUUUGAUGCUGAAAUUAGGCUUUGUCUCAUUUCGCCGUGAUAAAAUAGUUGAAUUUGAUUACAUAGGAAAGAAAUGAAGUGUUUGGAUGUGUGAUUUUUUUUCAUCAUUCUGCAACCAUUUCUUUUUAUUGUAAAUGUCAUAUCUUCCUGACAUACAUUGAUUGUAGUGGUUUGCCCCCCCCCCCCUCCUUUCCCAGUUUAGAUCUGAAACUGCUCUACAUUGUUAUUCAAUAUAACUUUUUAUCUGGAUUCAUCUCCCUCUUGACAUUUAUUUGCAGGGCUUCACUCGCCACCGCCGACGUGUUUUCGGUGUCACUUUCAGUGUGCGCCACAAGAAAGGAUCAUUUUGUAGUCUAUGAUGAGAACUGAUCUAAAACUCAGAGUAUCUACUGUAGAUGAAACUCACACGUGACCACGAAAUACAUUAUCACUGCUGCUGCUCCCUCCCCAGCCCCCCCCCACGCGCUACAGUAAACACACUGUAUCUAUAAAUCUGUCGCCUCUUUUGCAGUUUAUUUGUUAACACUGUCUGCAAAAGUAUGCUUGAAAUGGCAACUCAGGUAACAAACAAUACUUAGGAGAGAGGGGGAGGAGGGUAGAUUAAUUAAUGCUCCGUACUUGAUGUUUAGGCUUACUCACCCGCUGAUCUGAUGUAAAAACAAAAAACAACAGAAAAUGUAAUUUGCUUUUUUACGUCGUUAUGGGUCACUUUUCUUUUAAUUCAAGCGAGGCGAGAUGAUGGGACAUUUUACAGAAGGAUCACAUUUUAACAUGAUUACAGUUGCAUGUACCAUUUUAAACCCACCGUAGUUUGUGUACUACUACUUUCAAUAUUCCUCAUUUUUGGAAAAAUCUUUGCACAACUGGCAGCGACGUGCCUGGAGAGGUCAAUACAAUAAAUCAAGCUAAAUAUUUUCAAAUCAAGAAGAAGAAAACAAACUAUCUUCUCAGCACACUGCUCCACAUCCUGUUACAUGUCUCAUAUAUAAAAAAAAAUUUAAAAAAAGGCAGGCGGGGGGAGCUAUCAGGUAUCGUGUAAAGACGUGUCCUCACCUGUGAAGGGGCCGCGUUGUCCAAAAAGAUGGACCAUAAACUUGUGCAUCCUUUUAAAGGUUUAAUACAACCUCCUUCCCUCCUUCCUCUCCUCCUGCUGCAGAGCCUUUACCCACUCGUGUGAUUGCCUCCUUCCAAAAUGCCAAAACUCCGGUCAGAGGAGAUAUUACGAGGCGAUUUCGAGUUUGAUAGUCAUGCCGUGGUGAAUAGACUUGCACGCUUCUCUAACUGGACUGUGUGUUGAAAAGAUUAAUCUAUCUCAAUUGUCAAUUCUUUUUUUUUUCCGGCACCAACGAUCAGAUGACUGCGUCUGCUGCUUGUUGGCCUGCUUUGGAUAUUAUUUUAUUUUUAAUUUUCCAUUUGAAGAAAUUUUGACCAUGUACAGUAAUUUGUAAACUUGCAUCAAGUUUAUGAAUAAAGAAUUUUAAGAUUAUUGCUGUUUUGCUGGUUUUCUCUAAAUAUUCUUUUAUUUUACAACGUGGAAUAUAUAAGAUCUUGGGACCAUGUUGUAAAUAAGUGUUCUCUCUCUGUCUGAUAAUCCAUAAAUAAAAUCAAUUAAUCCAUCAAUAAAUCAGUCAUAUGUAAGUGUGUAUAUAUAGUAUAAGUAAAUAUGCAUUAUUACUGGAAAUUUGA
Messenger RNA from Scomber scombrus (Atlantic mackerel), 3825 nucleotides. Its product is annotated as ubiquitin-conjugating enzyme E2 Q2-like. The coding region runs from base 77 to 1213 and encodes 378 amino acids. The record is from RefSeq and is a predicted model, not a curated record. The transcript has 13 exons. NCBI's taxonomy places the organism in Eukaryota, Metazoa, Chordata, Actinopteri, Scombriformes, Scombridae.